AUCAAUCCCUUUUUGUCUUUUAAUUGUCUGGGAGAGCAGCAGUUUUGCUGGAGGGAAUCUAAUCUUACACAGUGGUGUUUUGCUUUCACAGCUCGACUGUUUAAUUUUCCUUCUCAUUCUUUCUUGUUUUCCUUUUCAUUUCUUUUCUAUUCUUUAUUUUCUUUGGUUCUUUUACUAACAGACUCAUUUCAAUGCUCUCUAGAAACUGAUGCUUUUCUGAAGGAAAUCCCUCACUUGUUGCAACAAAUAUAUAGCCUUUCUGGAAUCUUUGCCUUUUUUUUAUUUUUUCCCCGUGUUAUUCAGCACACUUGUUUUUCUCUCUUUUUUCUGAUUAUAUUUUUUUCUCUUUUCGUAUUCAAUAAACAAAUUUCUGAUCUCAAUUCAUCGCAUUUGUAUUUCUACUUUUUUAAUAGCAAGACCUUUCUUUCUUUGAUAUAAUGAUACUAGCAAAAGAAGUAGCUUUUUUUAACUAUAUUAAACCAUUUUGUAUCAAAUUAUCAAAUUUACUUCUACAACCUUCAAUUAAUUUCAAUAAAAACUCAAUCCAAAUAACAAAUUCGCUAAACGAACUAAAUUCUGCUUUAAAUGAUUCAAUUGACAAGUUUGAUUUAAUCGAGUUUAAUCAGAAUUUUCUCUUUUUUAAAAAUGAUAAAAUCCCAGAGUAUAUCUUUCUACCAAUCAAUUUUUUAUUGAAUUUUGCCACUAAUAAUGAUAAUGAUAAUAAUAAUAAUGGUAACAAGGAUAAGAAUAAGAUUAACUUGUUAAGUAUCCAAAUCGAAUUGAUUUUAAAAAUAUUGGACUUCUUAUUCAUUUAUACAAAUUGGAAUAUUUAUAUUCCUCCAUCUCAGAAUAAUAACAAUAGCAACCAUGAUAAUGAUAACGAUAAUGAUUCGUCUAAAAGAGCAGAUUUUUUCCCUCUUUUAUUAUAUUUAACCUUUGAUUUAAAUAAUCAAAGUCAUUCAAAUAAUCAUAAUGAUGAUAAUAUCAAUCUAAUUGAGUUAGAAAAAUCCUAUGAUACAAAAUUAGCUGGCUUGAAAACAAUUCAAUCAUACUUGAUUACGAUCGAUAACUACGAUACACUAAUUCUUUCUCAAUCUCAACUUAAUCCUGAUCUUAAUGAUAGUAACAAUUCGUCCUCUCUGUUAUUCAUUUCAUCUCAGAAAAAUCUCAUCUUAUCAUCAAAUUUAAUAUCCCAUUUACUAUCCAUAAUUCAGUUCUCAACUUCAAAUAUUCAAAUCCAACUAGCCUCAAUUCACCUCUUAGAUUUCCUAUUUCAAAGCACCUUUCACAAAAAUCCAAACCACUUAUUCAAAAUUUUGCCCGGUACCAUUUCCAUCUUUAACAAAAUCUUAUCUAAAAACCAAAUUCUAAAUAACUCAAAUCGAACUAUUAAGAAAUUCAAUUCAACUGUUUUAAUACAAAUUUUAAAUAUUUUUUCUACUCUAUUAACAAUAGUAAUUAAUGAUAAUGAUUUAAAUCAUAUCUUAUUAUCAAUUGAAAAUGAUGCUAACACCAAUAAUCAACAUAAUCAAGAGAGCCAAUCAAAUGAAACAAAUAAAAUGAAGGAAACAAAGGAAACGAAUCAGAUAAAUGAAAUAAACAAAUCUUGGCUACUUUACACUUCAAAACAAAUUAAAAUCGUCUUUUUAAACAUCUCAAAUUCAAAUUUACUUAAAAAUAACUCAAAAUUAUUGCUCAAGAAGGCCCUUCUAUCUCUUUACGACAAUGUUAUUAAAAACUCUGUAUUAUCUCUAAUUGACUCAAUUCCAAUUAUAAUAAUCUCCAUUUCUUAUCUUUGUGAUAUUAAUACCAUUAAUAAUGAAAACGUUAUAAUCGAUAAUCAAUUAAUUUCAAAGGGUCUUGAAUUACUAUCAUUUAUUUACAAUAACAACAACCCAAGAGUUUCAAACUUAAUAACUGACUCUCUAUCAAAUUCAAUUGAUAAUUUGUCCAAUUUUCUACACAAAUCUGAUCAGGAUAUUUUAUCCUCUUAUUUAAAUUCAACUCUGUUUUUAAUUGAUAUAUUUAAUAAAAAUCAAAUAAAAAAAAAGAAUAAUCAAUUACAGAAUCUUUUGAAAAAUUCGAUAAUAACAAUCAAAGAAGAAUUAUCAAGCUCCAUUAUUAAUCAGAAAAUACUGAUCAACCAAAAAAAUUCAACUUCAAAAUUAAAAUUAUUGUCUUCCUCAACUUCUUUCAACUCAUUAUCUUAUAGCUCAAGCUUAUCGCUAAUAUCAAAAUAUACUCCUAAUUUGGUCCAAGACGAAUUUUCAAACUUAACUCUAUCUAAAAAGGAAUCAUUAUAUUUAGACAAACUACAAAAUUUGCACAAUGAAAUUGAAAAUUUGUUUUUUUUUAUAUUUAAUAAGAAAACAGAAACCUCUUUAUCAAAUUUAUUAGUUAAUAUAGGCAAAAAUGAAAACUCUUUAUCAAUAAUAGAAAAUUUAUUAAUAAACUCCGGUAUUUCCAUUUUAGACAAAUCGUUAACAAUAUAUUUAGCGAGUAAAAUUUUAACUGGCUACAAUCAAUUUUUAAAUAAAACCGGUAAUCAAGAUAUUCAAAAUUAUGAUAAUGAUAAUGAUAUAGAUCAAUAUUUAAAUUUUGAAGAAGCUUCUGAUUAUUCUUCAAUUGAAAAUGUUGAAUCAAAUAGACAGGAACUAGUUUCAUUUACUUUAAAUAUUUUAGAAGUCACAAAGGAAAUAUUUGAAGAAACCUCAACAAUAGCUCCCGAUUUUUUGUUAGAAAUCAUACAUUCGAUUUCAUUAAAUUCAAUUGGAACAUGUUGCGAAAUCUUAGGCGAGUCUUUUAAAUUCGAAUUAAGUGAUUAUUUAUAUCCCAUAAUUGAUGGAUUAGCUUCAAACUCAGAAACUAUUAGAAAUAUUGCUCAACAAAAUUGUUUAUUGAUAUCCAAGAUUUGUUAUGAUUAUUCAGUUCAUAAUUUAAUCUUUGAGAAUUGCGAUUACUUAUUGGAUUCAGUCAGUAUAAGGUUGACUUCUUCAACCAUUACACCAAGAACUGCAACAGUAUUAAUGGUUUUGGUAAAAAUUAGUGGGUCUGAAAUUCUACCUUACUUGGACGAUAUUUUAAAUUCCAUGUUUGUUUUAUUGGAUAUGUAUCAUGGAUAUGCAGUUUUAUGCCAGGGAUUUUUUGCUGUAUUUGAUGUUAUUUUAGAUGCAAUCAAUGAAAAAUAUUUAAAAAAUUAUGAUUUUUAUGGAUAUUUUGAAAACUUAGAUAAAGACUUAAAAAAAAUUCAAGAUCCUUGGGGAAUGAAAAGCAUCAGUGAUUUAGUGUCAUUUGUAAGUUUUGGAAAGAAUGAUAUGAGCGUAGAAAAACAGUAUGGGGAUUUAAAAGACGAUGGUGAUGAUGAAAAUGAUACUGAUAGUGAUGAUGAGAGUGUGGAUGAGAGUGUCGAUGGGAGCAUGGGUGAAGAAGAUGAUCAAAAGAAUAUUGAAAGGAAAUGGGAAUCAUCGACUCCAAAAAGUUUGUAUUUAUUAGUUUCGCAAAUAUGCUCUUAUUGUAUCAGAUUAUACCAACAUCCAUCAAUUAAUUUGAAGAUUUCUAUUUUGAUGAUAUUGAAAAAAGUUAUUCGAAUAUUGUCAACAAAUUUCAAUGAGUUAUUACCAGUAUUAUCAUCACUUUGGCCAUUUGUUUCCUCAUCAUGCAUUCAAAACAGCGAUUUAAGAAUGAAAUUAAAUGGGCUCAUUUUAUUUCAAGAAAUGAUUAAAUACAGUGGAUCAUUUUUGUCAAAACAAUAUCUGGAAUUCUGGGAGUCUAUUAAAAAAUCAUUAUACGCAAACGAUGGAAAUCUCAAUAUCAAUUAUAAAAAUAAAAACAAAAAUAAAACCCAAAUGAUAAACAAACAAGUUUUAAUAAUACCAGGAAUAAGCUUAAAAUGUCAAGAGAUUCUUGUUGAAGUAUUGGUAAGUGGAAUUAGAGGUUUUGGAAAUUUAAUUGAGUCUGAAAAAUUACAAGAGAUUAUUGAAUAUUGCUGCCAUUUCAUUAAAAAUGAAAAUGAAGAAUAUGAUGCCAAAUUUGGAAAUUUUUCGGAUCUUGCUUGGUAUAAUCUCAACAAGAAAACUUUAAAUGAAAACAAACAGGACUUCUUUGAAUCAGAUUUGAAAUUAAAGUUGAGAAGCAAAAUUUAUAGUUAUUAGUUAAGCUGAAUCAGUUAUACAAAAAACCCUAUUGACUAGUCUUUUGGAUUUAUUAAAUGAAUAUAAUCAAAAAAAAAAAAUCAAAAGCAGCCUAGUUAUUCUACAGUUAUAGUUAAAUUAAAUUUAUAAAUCAAUUCAGAAUAAUAUAAAUCAACC
Molecule: messenger RNA, 4307 nt
Organism: Ascoidea rubescens DSM 1968
Lineage: Eukaryota; Fungi; Ascomycota; Saccharomycetes; Ascoideales; Ascoideaceae
Gene: TTI1
Product: Tti1p
Exons: 2
Coding region: 438-4151 (1237 amino acids)
Biological process (GO): chromatin remodeling
Cellular component (GO): cytoplasm
Source: RefSeq, a predicted model, not a curated record